Molecule: messenger RNA, 2875 nt
Organism: Acipenser ruthenus (sterlet)
Lineage: Eukaryota; Metazoa; Chordata; Actinopteri; Acipenseriformes; Acipenseridae
Exons: 3
Coding region: 1-684 (227 amino acids)
Source: RefSeq, a predicted model, not a curated record
AUGGGCCCCGGGGAAGGACUGUUUCGGAGGAGAAGGACCCGCCUUGAACCCGGCUGGGAGCAUCGGUGGACGGAUACGCCGUACCGAACAAAGACAAAGGCCCCUGCUCCUGCUCCUCGGCCCGACCGGCCCGUCCAGGUCCAUCAACAGCCUCCGCCCACAGCAGAGAGUCCGCUGCCCGCACUUCCGCCUCUGAUAUCCACCCCAAGCAACCCGACAGGUUUCCAAGGCGGUUCCCGGUGGACUUGGUCCCCUUGGUCGCCCCCUGGACUGAGCUUCUUAUCAUCGCCAGAAUCCCCUGAGACAUCAGGAUCUUCCAGCACGCUCACUACACGGUUGGGACCAAAAGGCAAUCUGAACAACGCCAUUAUCAUGGCCCCCCUGACAGCGUACUGGCUGCCAGAGGUCCUGAUUCAGCGCACCUGGAGACAAGAUGAGAUUAAAGACAUUGCUAAAGACUUGCCCGACCCAACUAAGGAUGCAGUUCAGUUCAGCGAGCAGAUGACCCGUCUUGUGCGUCAAUACAAACCCUCUGCCGCUGAAAUACGGCACAUUAUGCGAUGCAAAUUAAAGCUUCGCUGGGAGGACAUCGAAGAUACUUUUGACGAAAAUCUGACGUGGAAACCGGCAGGGGAUGGAGAAUAUCAACCGCAGUUUGAACAGUUGCUGGACAGAUUGAAAUGACAAUACCCUGCUAAGACCGAUUGGGAUGCUAUACAUAGAGCACACAGCACUCCAAAGAGUCUCUAGAGGAAUAUAGACAAAGAUUGGAGACGUGCUUUCGCAAACACAGCGGACUCCGACCAGGCACCGAUGAAUACAACAGUCUUUUAAAAGCAGCCAUAAUAAACUGACUCGUACCUGCCCUGAAUAAACAGGUAAGGAUGACAUGCAUUGGAUGGGAGACGGCUCCCCUCAUUACAUUGCAAGCACGCUGAAAGACAACAACAGAAGCAAGAGAGCAAUCAAAAGACAAAAGCUGAAAAAGAAGGAGUUAAAUUGCAAGCAGCUCAGCUGGCUUAUUAUCAGGGCAAAGGACCAACCCGAGGCGGAUACCAACGCGGACGGGGCGGACAUGGGACGGGGGGUAGGGGGAAGCGGAGGCGGUGGCAACAGAAACUUCCACAACCAGGAUAAAGACACUAGUUGCUAUAAUUGUGGCCAGGAAGGACAUUUUGCUAGAGAGUGUCAGAGACAGCAGCAGCAACAACAACAAACCAACGAGAGUAACUGGCAGAGCGCUCCCCCACCGCAAGUAUCACUAUACAAACCGAAACCAGAAUGAAACGAGGCAGGGACAGCUGACACCAAAACAGCGAACAAGCAGUACGUGCUAACUUUUUCUAAACCACAAGAAGCCCCCACCGUUGAUCACUUCGUGAAUGGUGAGUCAUUUGAAUUCUUAAUUGAUACUAGUGCUGCAAUGUUUGUCAUAAAUGCUAGAACUAUGCAUAACCCAAUGAUAUCAAAUGAAUCAGUAAAAACAGUGGGAGCCUCGGGAGUAGUAUUGAUGGAGAAAAUGAUGAUGCCUUUACCCGUACAAUAUGAAGGGAAAAUGUUUAUGCAUCGGUUUAUUUUCUCAGAAUGCUGCCCUUGCAACCUAGCGGGACGAGAUCUACUAUGUAAAUUCAAUUGUGAAAUGAAAUGUGAACAAAGCAGAGUUACCGUCUCGUGUCCCUUGGUGAUGGCCCAAAUGAUUGAGACCCGUAGUUGGUUCUAUUCAUGGGAUAUACAAAACGGAGGUGAAUAAAUUGAGGAAUUAUUUAAAUUGGCUCGACAACAUUGGGGUCAUGAAACUGGGUUUAUAUCACCUUAUGCCUUACAUUGCACUGCCCUGUACUCACCUUUAUCAAGAGAUUAUGAAUUUGAGAGAGAGUGGUUAGCACAACCUCCAUCUAACGAAACAAUCACGUGCAGCGCCUUGUAUAUCGGUUUACGCUUUUGUGUUGCAGCCAUUAAACUAAAUAGCGAUCAGUUUUUACUUUACCACACAACUGACUCUGUGCCACAUAUAAGCAUAGCAAAAACCGAUGAUGUAGAGUGGAAAGAUACUGGUGUCUGGCUUAAUUCUGUGUUGCAGGUGACUGACUGGCAAAGUGAAGAUGGGUUCAAAUUCUCCCCCAGUGCUCGCGCUGUUUGCGCUCCUUUCUUUUGGGUCACGCCUGUCCAACGGGGAAUCCAUGGGGCAGAGAACCGAGAUGCGCCCCUUGAGGAGGCACUGGGAGGCACGUUUUCACCCUUGCUGAUCGGCCUCCCCGAUUCUCUAUGGGCAAAAGAUAAGUAUGAUAUUGGCCUUAUGAAAGGGGCAGAGCCCCUAACAGUCACACCAAAAAGCACACACCGGCCUAGCUGCGCCCAGUAUCCUCUCAGCAAGGAAGCACAGGAAGGCAUUGCUCCUGUGCAUGCAUCUUUGGUCUCUAAAGGAGCUAUCGUGCCCUGCCCAGACUCGCCUUGCAGCACCCCGAUUCUCCCGGUCCGCAAAGCCUCGGGAGAAUGGCGAUUUGUCCAAGACCUCAGGUUAGUAAAUGACGCGAUACAUGCAAGGGCCCCUAUUGUGCCAAACCCAGUUACUGUUUUGUCAGCUGUUCCCCCUGGUGGAAGCAAACUCAUCCAGUAUGUGGAUGAUUUGCUUUUAUGUUCUGAAACUCAGCACGCGUGCGAAACUGAUACAAGAGCUCUUUUAGAGUACCUAGCUUGUAAUGGCCAUAAGGUAUAAAAAAAAAAAGCUGCAGCUCGUGUCACCAUCUGUAAAAUACUUGGGACACGAUAUUACACCGGAAGGCAGGAAAUUGGGCCUGGAGCAUGUCACUGCAAUUCUGACACUGCCCCAGCCUGCCACAAAAAAAAAAAAAAAACACAUGAUGACGUUGCUAGG